UUUUGUUUGCUAGUCGGACCUUUUUUUUUUGCGACCACCAUCCUACCGUACUAAAUACCGGAGUAUUUUUCCUGCGACACCUCCCUCCCUUUCAUUUCUCCAGACACAGUUCUAUUUUCUGUUCUCAAACAUGUCGAGUUCCUACAAAAACAGGAUUCAGGAGUUUAAGACAUCACUGAGCGAGGAGAAGAUCGACCUGAAGGCACUACGGGAGCUCUGCUUUGGUGGAAUUCCUUUCGAGGGCGGGAUUCGAUCUCUGUGCUGGAAGAUCUUGUUGAACUUCCUGCCCCUGGACCAGACACUAUGGGAUUCGUUCCUGAAAAAGCAGAGGGAGAUUUAUUCCCAGUUUCUGAAGGAGAUGAUCAUCCAGCCGGGAAUCGCUAAAGCUAAUCUGGGUCUCUCCAGAGAGGACGUGACCAUGGAGGAUCACCCUCUCAAUCCGAAUCCGGAGAGCCGAUGGAACAACUACUUCAAGGAUAACGAAGUUCUGUUACAGAUCGAUAAAGACGUCAGGCGUUUAUAUCCCGACAUGGCGUUCUUCCAGAGACCCACCGAGUUUCCCUGCCAGCUGAUCCUUGACUCGCAGAACGAGUACGAAACUCUGCGCAGACGGGUGGAACAAACCACACUUAAAGCACAGACCGUCAACCGUAACCGCAGCGGAGUCACCAACGUGAGCUCCCCGGGCAAGGCGCUGAACCUGUACCCAUCCAACGAGUACGAGGUUUUGCCGAAUGGCUGCGAGGCACACUGGGAGGUGGUGGAGCGAAUCCUGUUCAUCUACGCUAAGCUGAACCCGGGCAUCGCCUAUGUACAGGGCAUGAACGAGAUCGUCGGGCCGAUUUACUACACCUUCGCCACUGACCCCAACCCACAGUGGAAAGAGCACGCGGAGGCCGACACGUUCUUCUGUUUCACCAAUCUGAUGUCGGAGAACCGUGAUAACUUCAUUAAGAGCCUGGACGACUCGCAGUGCGGCAUCACGUACAAGAUGGAGAGCGUCUUCUCCAUGCUCAAGGAGAAGGACCUGGAGCUCUACAUGAAACUGGAGCAGAAUAUAAAGCCGCAGUACUUUACGUUCCGAUGGCUCACUCUGCUGCUCUCUCAGGAGUUUCUGCUGCCGGAUGUGAUCCGGAUUUGGGAUUCGCUUUUCUCCGAUCAGGAUCGUUUCCACUUCCUCAUACUCGUCUGCUGCGCCAUGCUCACUUUAAUUCGUAAUCAGUUGCUGGCGGGAGACUUUACAACAAACAUGAGAUUACUCCAGGAUUACCCUAUUUCAGACGUACACACCAUCCUCAUCAAGGCUAAGGAACUGCAGGACAGCUCAUAGCUCACACACACCCCGCUCCUCGUACAGAGAAACCACGGCAACCAGUAACCACAAUGACAACCAGAGCGGCGCCCAUUGCAUCCUGGGAAGGACGUUAUCUUUCUGUCAUUGCAUUAUGGGCAAUUACGGGAGAAAACCUCACGCAUCGGCUCAUGGCUCGUGACCGGUGCCUCUCGUAGUCAGACUUUGUGUGUGUGUGUGUGUGUGUGUGUGUGUCUGUGUGUGUGGCUUUUGUUUGCACUGAACACUUGAAAAGGAUUCGUCAGUGUCCAAAACACUCUCCAAAUUUACAAUCCAAGUGAAGGGUUAAGUGUUUUUUCUUAAUUUUUAAAAAAAAAAAGAAAAAAGUUUUACUUUAUAAAUGUCUGUUUUUUUAUUUUAGUGUUCCUUUUUUUUUUGUUUUGUUUUGUUUUUUUUACAAUGGAUGUGUUCAUGAUUGAAAAGGGGAGGAAAUGAAAUUUAGCAGCAGCGCACACCACGAACAAACACAUAUUCGACACUAAGCACGUGCCGGUAAUCAGUUAUAUGAUGUUUGAGCCCAAAAAAAAACAAAAACCGCCGCAUAAAUGUCUAGUCACACUUUAUCAACGCUCCACUGUUAUUGCAUACGAUUUUGGCGUAUGUUAUCCUCUGCGUCACUCAACAUUUCUACUUUAUACUGUAAUGCAAUAACGAGGGAUUAAUAUAGGUCUAUGUCCUAAAAAUGCAUCACACCACAGCGCUGCUGAGUUCUGGACUCUGAUUGGUCAGAAGGUGUUGAUUAGUUUUCUAUAACAGCAGCUCUGACAGGUUUAUAUCGUUCGGAUAUGUUAUCGUUUCGUAUCGGUGGGGGGUGUUUGUUUGUUUGUUUUUUUGGUCUUAUCAGCUUCGGGAGUAAGAGUAAAAAAAAAGUUGUUUCACCAACUUUCCAUAGCUAUAAGCGAUUUAAGAAUGUGGUAUAAGAGGAACAAAACACGUGCUGUUAUAGGAAAAUACACAAUCAGCAUUGUGGAGGUAACAGUAACUCCGCUUCAUCACGCCAACACCAUGUCAUUUUAUUCUUUACGCUAUCACUACACUGAUUAGCGUUGUUCCUCAUUAUCCAUGUCUGUGAAACGCUCAUGGUGAAGGGAAUUAUGGGAUAUAAUCAGGACCUGAACACAGGAACGUGCUUAAACGUGAAUAAAGGAUGGCAUGUCGGUGAUGACAGUAUUGUGUGUUUUGGUUAUCUUGUGCGAUCUGUUGUGUAAUUGAUUAUUGGCACAUGUCUGCAUGGGCUCGGGGAGAGCCAACACUAUGUAAAGCCGAAAUCUCCAUGUAUUAAUGUAUAUUUUUUAUUUUCUUUCAUGUUCUCUCCAUUCCUGUUCUCCAGGUUCUGCUGUAAUUGGAGAUUUUGCUGUGAGUGUGUGUGUGUGUGUGUGUGUGUGUGUGUGUUUAGAAAAUCGGUGAUGUUUUUAGUCACCGAUACCUUUUCCACUGACAUGGAGCCAGCACUGAUCCGGUUCUCUGAACUGUUACAUCAUCAUGUGGGCGGAGCUUACAGGCUGAGCUUAACUUCAAGAACUUAUUUUAUUGUCCAAUCCCUUACGUCUCGGUUUUUUUUUAACGUAUUGAAUGACGUGCGUCACAGAGUCAACGAGGGCGGAGUUUAAGUUACAUUUGAUUGCAGACUCAAUCAGCUGGCUAGCAAGCGGCGCUGCUGGAUUAAAUAACAAUAAAAUAGCGCUGCAUUGUGAUUAGAUCACUCGCUAGUCUGAGUGAAGUGGGUGUGGCCUCUGUGACGUUAGUCCUGGUGAGAGAGGCGUGGCCUCUGUCCAUGUUCUUGCUAGAAAUGGAGGUGUGGCCUUUUUGCCUGUUCUUCCUAGUGAUGGAGGUGUGGUCUUUUGUGAUGUCAGUCCUAGUGAUGGAGGUGUGGCGUAUGCACCUGUCAGUCCUGGGAAAUGAGGUGUGAGCUUUGUGAUGUCACUCAUAAUUUGAACCUUUUUACCUGUUAGUCAUAGUGAAGUGGGUGUGGCUUCUGUACCUGCCAUUGCCAGUCAAAGUGGCUUCUUUUGACUGUCCAUCCUAGUAAAGUAGGAGUGGCUAAGGUAUGACCAAUGUGCCGGUAAAGAAAGUGUGGCUAUAUAUGUGUCUGUCAGAUCCAGGAAAAGGGGUGUGGCCUCUGCAAAUGUCAUUCCUAAGGAAGGAGGCGUGGCCAUCUCUCUCAAGAUAGAUACACGCUCUUUGUUCUGGCGUCAGAACUGAACCAAGUUGCUGAACGAGCAUGGUUCCGGAUAAAGCUGCGGCACCGCGUCAGUGGAAAAGCAUCAUGAGUUUACUAACCACGUACUAAUCCCGGUAAUGUAUUAGCACGUUUGCUAUUUAACUUGCUAAAGUGUGUUUCUCUGCAGUCUCUGAUGCCAAUGAUGCUCUGAUGCGUUCCCUCAUUGCUGAAACGGAACCGAAAAAUACGUAAAGGAACUGUACGGAUGCACAAACAGGCUGUUUUUUUUUGUUGUUGUUUUUUACUGCGUUGGCAAUAUUACUCUUGGAAAUAACUACAGACUGUUGGAGAAAUAUUGGAUCGCUUCUGUAAAACUGAAUGUUACAUCGAGACAUCCGUGAUGAUGAUAAUAUUGUGAAAUAAUUGUGCAAUUGAUUACUGGCACAUGCUUCUAAGCAAAUGAAUCGCAAUACCACUUUCCAGAUCGAGUUAUUAAAUGUACGACAUACGAAUGGA
Messenger RNA from Ictalurus punctatus (channel catfish), 4028 nucleotides. It is a transcript of the gene tbc1d13, whose product is annotated as TBC1 domain family, member 13. The record is from RefSeq and is a predicted model, not a curated record. The transcript is spliced from 13 exons. Lineage: Eukaryota; Metazoa; Chordata; Actinopteri; Siluriformes; Ictaluridae. Gene Ontology annotation, biological process: activation of GTPase activity; intracellular protein transport. Bases 131 to 1330 code for a protein of 399 amino acids. Gene Ontology annotation, molecular function: GTPase activator activity.